Messenger RNA from Folsomia candida, 871 nucleotides. RefSeq lists its product as uncharacterized. The record is from RefSeq and is a predicted model, not a curated record. Bases 149 to 766 code for a protein of 205 amino acids. The transcript has 2 exons. Lineage: Eukaryota; Metazoa; Arthropoda; Collembola; Entomobryomorpha; Isotomidae.
UAUCCCAAUCUGUCGCAUUGUUGACAAUAUUUAGAUUAAACAAUAAUUGAUCAAAUCAUCAUCAUUAUCAAUAUUCUGUCACACACAUUAGUAGAGUUUCUGCUCAUCAUUGCACCCAACUUAUCUAUUUCAUCUAGAAACCAACAGAAUGAGGAAACUUUCACUCUUGUCCAUUUUGACAAUUGCCAUUUUGGCAAAGGUCUCGACCGUCCAGCUUCAAAUUACUCUAUUCAAGGUUGCAAAAUAUAACCAAUCUUGCAGUCCCAUGUCACUCUUAGUACCCACCAUCUGCGAACAGUACGACAGGACGGUAAGAUGCUCUUCCGACUUUCUGGGCACCUGUGUUUGCAAUACAGGCGACGACGAUGCAUACUUCAGCGAGGAAGAACAGGCCUGCGUUGGUUUAGUUGGUGGACUUUGUCUCACAGAUGCGACAUCGUUGGGACGAAAAAUUUGUACCGAGAAUGCAGAUUGUUUCCCAGUGGGCCCAGGAACCAUUGGAAGCUGUGCGUGUCUUGACGGUUGGAAGGAAAAUGCGGACAAAAAAUGUGAAAACGACGACGAGUUUACGGGCACUCCAGGAACCCUUCGACCCACAACGACGAGGAAACCACUGGUGCCUGUGGUCACGACAACAACCAGGGAUCCCAAUGCCACCCCUCCACCCCCACCUCCUGGCGACAGUGGGAGUGGAACUUUGUCCAGCGUUAACACCUUGCUCGCUCUUGUUAGCACUUUUAUUUUGUUGGGAUGCAAGUUACUGUAAAUUCAUAAUUUCUAUGUAUGUACAUGGCAUUAUAUGUACAAAGUGCGUACAAUGUUCACGCAUUCCCCAGUUGCCAAUAAAUCACACGUUCGUUUCCAACUAGAA